AUGGUUCCAAUUAAGGAUCUUGAAAAGAAAAUUAAAUUGUAUGAAGCUCAACGAGAUCGUUCUUUUAGUCGGGUGCAAGCCAUUUAUGACUUAAUACCAGAUAUUUAUAAAAAUGAAACUAUUAAAAAACAAUUUUUGAGUAAAGUUCGUACCUUGGAACAGUUACGUUCUGAAUUUAAGGAAAUAGUAGAACAAAUUAAUUGGAUGAAUAUUGAAUUAAAUAAAGAUUUUGAACCUUCCUUUUCGAGUUUAGAUUCAUUUGAUGACUUAUACUGUGAAAUAAACCUGGUGUAUGAUCAGCUUUCUGCGUCAUCCCAGUCUUCUCAGGCACAGCCUUUAAAUGAAAAGGCUGUAACUGUAACGUCUAAUAGUAAUGAUUAUAUGAAGAUUCCCCGCAUCGAGUUACCAUUUUAUAAUGGCGAUAUACAGCAGUUCCCUUUCUUUUACGAAAGUUUCAAGCGUAUGAUACAUGAUAACAAUAAUUUAACAGAUUCUGAUAAAGUACAUUAUUUGUUUAAUCAAUUAACUGGUAAAGCCAGGUCUAUAAUUGUAGGCGUUGUACCUUCUGCGGAAAAUUAUUUAACAGUUUGGGAAACGUUAAAACUUAAAUAUUAUGAUAAACGUGAAUUGGGUACUUCUUAUUUGAAUCAGUUACUUUCAAUGAAACCUCUUGUUGGUGCUUCGGCACAAAAUCUGGAAGAUUUUAUUGAUAAGUUUGCAGCUACAAUUGCUGCCUUAAAUCAACUUAAGCUUGAAAAUGUAACUGAAUUUAUUUUUGUUCAUUUGGGUCUUAAGUUACUAGAUCCUGAUACUGCAAGAAGUUUCGAAAUGUCGAUUCGGAAUAAUAAUGGUAUGCCAGGUUAUGAGGAGUUCGUUCAUUUUGUGCGAGAACAUGUUAAAGUUCUCUAUCGAACCUCACAACCACGUCCUUCAAUUAAAAAUGAAAGAUUUGUUAGCAAAUCUACUAACAGUAAUCGCUUGCGUACCAAUCAUGCACAUGUUUCAACUGGUGAUCCUCGUUCUAAGUGUCUGUUUUGCAACAGUGCAGUUCAUGUAAAAAUUUCAAAUUGUGAUAAAUUCUUAAAAUUGAAUCCCAUUGAGAGGUAUCAAUAUGUAAAAGAUAAGAAGUUGUGUACUAAUUGUCUUAGUUCUCAACAUUGGUCUUCCCGCUGUACGUCACAGCAUGUUUGUAGUAAGUGUGACGGAAAGCAUCACACGAUUCUCCAUUUUAAUAAUAAGCCUCCAUCGCAAGCCACUGUGGCUCUUAGUAAUACUGAACCAUGUAUUAAUAAUAAAGUGAACAAUGGAGUUCAAUUUGAAAGUGAAGGUGAUCACCAAGUUUUAAAUAAUCAGGUAUCUUUGUGUACAAUGUCAACUGAAAAACGAGUUGUAUCUCCAACUACUGAAGUUUUGGGUACAGCAAAGGUUGUUGCUGCUUGUCGUAAUGGCAAAGAGAUUUUUAUUAGAGCUCUCCUUGAUCCUGGUUCGCAGAAAAAUUAUAUAUCUGCCAAGGGUGCUAGACGACUAGGCUUAUCUGUCAAUAAAAGUUUAUCAGCUUCAGUUAAAGGUAUUGGUGGUUCUACUCAAGUUGUAAAGGGUAGCGUUAAUUUUGUAUUUCGUUCCACAAUUCAACAUGGGAAAAAGUAUUCUAUAGAAGCGCUUGUUUUAGAAAAUAUUACAUCUAGAUUGCCUACUUGCCCUAUAGAUAUUACUAAAAUAUCUGGAUUUGAGGGUAUUGCAUUAGCAGAUAAUUCGUGGAGCGUCCCUAAUGAAGUUGAUUUAUUAAUAGGUGUACAAUUGUUUACCAAUGUAUUAUUGCCGGGUAAGAUAGUUAAUGCCCCAGGCCAACCGAGUGCUAUCGAGACGACUUUAGGUUAUAUCGUUCUUGGUGAUGCUCCUAUUACGACAGUGUGUACUUCGUCUCUUAGUUUUUGUGCUACAUAUGAAGUCAAUAAUUUAAUAAAAAAGUUUUGGGAAAUUGAGGACUUAGGAAAUUCUCCUAUUCUCAGUCUAGAAGAUAAACAGGCUGAGGAUAUAUUUAAAUCAACUGUUAAGCGAACUAGCUACGGUCAAUAUGAAGUUGCUUUACCUUUUAAACUUGAUUCUGAAAAUUUAGGAAAUUCUUUGAAGGCUGCAGAGCGCAGUUAUUUACGAUUAGAAUCGAAGCUUCGUUCUCAACCAGCAGUUAAGUUGGCGUAUGAUGAGGUUAUUACUGACCACCUUAAAAAGGGAUACUUGUCUGAAGUAGAUAUUGUGCCUCAAGAGAAAGCAUAUUAUAUUCCUCACCGGGCUGUUAUUCGUGAGGAUAAGAUUACUACAAAAUUGAGAGUCGUUCUUAAUGCUAGUUUUCCUACUGACUCUGGUUUGUCUUUGAAUGAUAUUUUGCAUGCAGGCCCUAGUCUGCACGCGGAUUUGUUUUCUAUUUUAUUAAAUUUACGUUUGUUUCUAGUUGCUAUUUCGGCAGAUGUUCGUCAAAUGUAUUUAGCAAUCCAUGUUCGUGAAAAGGAUCGUCCAUUUCAGCGUAUUUUGUAUCGUUUUGAUUUUAAUGGACCAAUCAAGGUUUAUCAAUAUAACCGUGUUGCUUUCGGUUUGCGAUCCAGCCCUUUUUUGGCGUUACGUACUAUACAACAACUUUUGGAGGAUGAAGGCGAUCGUUUUCCUGUUGCCAAAGAAAUUGUUUCUCGUGAUAUUUUCAUGGACGAUAUCGUUAGUUCCAUUAUAAAUGAACAGAAAGCUAACGAUGCUGUGCGUGAGUUAAAUGAGCUCUUCACGGCUGGGGGAUUUGAAUUGGCAAAAUGGUCUUCCAAUUCAGAUCGUAUAUUACAGGAAAUACCUGAAGACAGGCAUUUGUCACAGAGUGUCUCAUUUGAUAGUGAUGAUGAUGACAAUACUUUCAAAAUCUUGGGACUACGUUGGGAUCCCAUCGAUGAUAAUUUUACCUUUCAGGUUAAUCAUGAUGAACGUCCAUGUACUAAACGACAUAUACUGUCAUAUAUUGCUCGGUUGUUUGAUGUUUUAGGGUUAGUGGCCCCUAUUGUACUUUUCGCUAAAUUAUUAAUUAAAGAUUUAUGGAUAGCAAAGAUUGAUUGGGACGAUUCUCCCCCAGAAAAUAUUGUUAAAAAAUGGCAUCAGUUUCAACGUGAGUUGCCCCUAAUUGAGCAGCUUAAAUUUCCUCGUCACAUUGGUGUAACAGAAAAUUGUAGGUUGACAAUUCUUGGGUUUGCUGAUGCAAGUGAGAAAGCGUAUGGCGGAGUAGUUUAUGCCUGUGUUACUACUCCUAAUAAUGACAAUAUAAUCACUUUGGUUUGUGCCAAGUCCAAAGUGUCCCCAUUAAAAAUUGUGUCACUUGCAAGACUAGCGUUAUGUGCGGCUUUAGUUCUUGCACAACUCAUAAAAAAGGUUGUUUUUAAUUACAUGCCUCGGUUUUCUGUUCAUACGAUUUUAGCAUUUUCGGAUUCAACAGUAGCAUUAAGUUGGAUCCACUCAGAGCCCUAUCGAUGGCAAACUUUUGUAGGCAAUCGUGUGGCAAAAAUACAUGAGAAUUUGCCUAGUAAACAUUUCUAUCACAUUCGGGGAUUAGAUAACCCUAGUGAUUGUUUAUCUCGAGGGCUAACACCAGCACAACUAGUGAGUCACCCUCUUUGGCUUCACGGCCCUCCUUGGGCAAGUAAACCGAAAGAUUUAUGGCCUAUUAAACCUUUUAUACCUCAAGGUGAGUCAAUUCCAGAGGCAAAAUCAGUAGUUUUAAUUUCUACUUGUGAUUCAAAAUCGAAUGUAUUAUUUGAGUUAUCUCGCAAGUUUUCAUCAUGGAGCAAAUAUCUUCGGUCUGUUGUUUAUUUACUUAAAUUUGCUAGAAUAUUACCUAAAGGGCCUAUAAGCGCCGAGGAUUUAUCUAAGGCUGAAAUUCACAUAAUACGAGCACUUCAAAGUGUUUAUUUUGCACAAGAAUUGGCAGAUCUUUCAGCUGCGAACUUGUGUUCUAAUUUAGUUAGACAAUUGAAACCAUUCUUAGAUAAUGGUGUUAUUCGAGUUGGUGGCCGUUUGGAUAACGCAGAUGUAUCCUAUGAAUUUAGACAUCCCUUCUUGUUACCCAGACGUGAUCAUAUUGUAGACAUUCUUAUUGAUUACCAUCAUAGGAAGAAUUGUCACGCAGGGCCUGAAACAUUAAUGUCCCUUUUGCGUUGCAAUUAUUGGAUUAUAUCUGCACGACGAAUUAUUCGUCAGAGAAUUCGUCAAUGUUAUUUUUGCUUUCGCUUAAAACCUCAAGCUCUUUUUCCAAUGAUGGCUGAUUUGCCCUCAUGUAGGGUAAAUCAAGUAGAAAAACCAUUUAUUCAUACUGGUUGUGAUUAUGCUGGACCUAUUUCAUAUACGCCUCAGCGUCGUCGUGGUGUUAAAGCCCAGAAGGCGUAUAUUUGUAUAUUUACUUGUAUGACUACUAGAGCAGUUCAUAUAGAACUUGCUACCGAACUUAGUACUGCUAGUUUUCUAUCGGCUUUCAAGCGUUUCCUGUCCCGUCGUGGUCCGGUAAAAUAUAUGCACUCUGAUAACGGAACCAAUUUUAUUGGUGCCAAAUCAUACUUACGCGAACUGCAUAAAUAUUUAGCCAAUGAGUAUAAAAAAUAUUGGAAACAAGAGCUCGCGGAAAACCGUAUUUCUUGGCAAAUGAUUUGCAGGAAUGCCCCUCAUCAUGGCGGUAGCUGGGAGAGUAUAGUGAAGGGAACGAAAACCCAUUUGUAUAGGACAAUUGGUCAGCAAAUAUUAUCUUAUGAGGAAUUGGUGACCGUACUCACACAGAUUGAGGCAUUGCUAAAUUCACGACCACUGUGUGCUCUUAGUUCUGACCCUUCGGAACCCAGGGUUUUAACACCCGCUCAUUUUCUUAAUGUGGUGCCUUUAAGCUAUUUACCUGCAUAUCCAAAUAUUACAUCGUCUGACCACCUACUGCAGCGGUAUGAAUUAUUGGAUAAAAUCGUACAAUCUUUCUGGAAAAGAUGGCGAAACGAGUAUUUGCACACACUCCAAGUUAGACAAAAAUGGAAUACACCGUCAGUGCCUAUUCAGGAAGCGAACGACCUUUGCGCCAAAAAAGGCAAGCCUGAUUUAAAUAGAGUACAGUAUAAAUGCACCUUACGGUCGAGGGUUAAGGCUGCCUUUCCAACAGCCAGGAUCCGAGAUGAUCGUCCUACACGGAACCUUCCCUCCUACGUGCGGUGGCGGAUACCACCAACAAAUGCAUUCCCAAAUAGGGUUGAGGUCAGACAGGCCGACAGAAACCAGAAGCCAAGGUCUUGUGUAAUACAAAUAAAAACAUAUUACACCGACCCCAAAUAUUUGAGAUAA
This is a messenger RNA of Galleria mellonella (greater wax moth), 5340 nucleotides long. RefSeq lists its product as uncharacterized. The transcript is spliced from 3 exons. Gene Ontology annotation, biological process: DNA integration. The coding region runs from base 1 to 5340 and encodes 1779 amino acids. Lineage: Eukaryota; Metazoa; Arthropoda; Insecta; Lepidoptera; Pyralidae. Gene Ontology annotation, molecular function: nucleic acid binding. The record is from RefSeq and is a predicted model, not a curated record.